AUGGUCAACGGCAUAUCUCCUAGGCACGUUUACGAAGUUUUCCGGCGCAUCUCCGACGACCCAUCCGGAGCGCCCAUGUUGGAUUGGGCAACGAAUAUUCCCAACGACGGCCUCAUCCGGUACAAGGUUCCACUUAACCAGGAACGUCUGCUCCUCACCAAUUCCAAGGCACUUUCCGAAGUCCUGGUUACGCGCAACUAUGAUUUCGAGAAGCCAGGCUUGAUCCGAUGGUCACUUGGUAGGAUCCUUGGAAAUGGCAUCUUGAUGGCCGAGGGCGACGAGCACAAGAGGCAGCGGAAGAACCUGAUGCCAGCGUUUUCAUUCAGGCACAUCAAGGACCUCUACUCCGUCUUUUGGAACAAGGCCCAGGAGUCGGCGCAGGCAAUGAUGGACCAAAUCCGUGUCGACGCGGCCAAAGCUGGGGCCGACGAGAAGGCAGGAUUUACGAAUCCGACGGCCGUCUUGGAAAUCGGCGACUGGGCCUCACGCGCGACUCUGGAUAUCAUUGGCCUAGCAGGACUUGGUCGUGAUUUCCACGCUAUCCAGGACCCUAACAACCACCUGAGUAAAAUGUAUCAAGAUGUCUUUAAGCCCUCGAAACAAGCGCGGCUUAUGAAUCUACUCAAUCUCGUCUUGCCUGGAUGGGUUGUUACAAAUCUCCCUAUAAAGAGGAACGGAGAUGUCCGACAGGCAUCGGCCUUCAUUCGCCAAGUCUGUCGAGAUCUCGUGCGAGAGAAGAAGGAAAAAUUUGCCCGCAAGGAGCUUACGGAUAUCGACAUUCUCUCCGUGGCCAUCGAGAGCGGCGGCUUCAGCGAGGAUGAUCUGGUUAAUCAGUUGAUGACGUUCCUCGCAGCGGGACACGAGACGACGGCUUCGGCCAUGCAAUGGGCAAUCUACAUGAUGUGCUUGCAUCCUGAUGUGCAGACGCGGCUUCGGAAGGAGGUCAGGGAGAAUCUCCCUUCGAUCGAAUCGCACCAAGACAUCACGGCGCUGGAUAUCGAUCACCUCCCAUACCUCAACGCCGUGUGCAACGAGGUGCUGCGGUAUUACUCGCCCGUGCCGUUGACGCUCCGCCAGGCGGCCGUCGACACGACUAUUCUAGACCAGAAAGUGCCCAAGGGGACGAUGAUCGUUUUGUGCCCCUUCGCGAUAAAUAGACACAUGUCCCUAUGGGGAGAGGACGCGGGCCGAUUCAACCCGGAUCGGUGGCUCUCGAAGAAGGGUGAGGACGCCUCCGCCGCGACGGUUGGCAGCGGCGGGGCGUCGAGCAACUACGCGUUCCUGACAUUUUUGCACGGGCCGAGGAGCUGUAUCGGGCAGGCGUUCGCCAAAGCAGAGUUUGCGUGCUUGUUGGCGUCCUGGGUGGGGCGGUUCGAGUUCGAGUUGAAGAAUAAGGAGGAGUACGAUGAGAAGAAUAUGAUCAUAAAGGGCGGUGUAACGGCGAGGCCGGCGAAUGGGCUUUGGGUUCACGCGAAGGUGUUGGAUGGGUGGUGA
This is a messenger RNA of Scedosporium apiospermum, 1494 nucleotides long. RefSeq names its product Cytochrome P450. The record is from RefSeq and is a predicted model, not a curated record. Lineage: Eukaryota; Fungi; Ascomycota; Sordariomycetes; Microascales; Microascaceae. The coding region runs from base 1 to 1494 and encodes 497 amino acids. Gene Ontology annotation, molecular function: iron ion binding; heme binding; monooxygenase activity. The transcript is spliced from 3 exons.